Fopius arisanus is the source of this 2042-nucleotide messenger RNA. Its product is annotated as 2',5'-phosphodiesterase 12. NCBI's taxonomy places the organism in Eukaryota, Metazoa, Arthropoda, Insecta, Hymenoptera, Braconidae. The coding region runs from base 433 to 1989 and encodes 518 amino acids. The record is from RefSeq and is a predicted model, not a curated record. Gene Ontology annotation, cellular component: mitochondrion. Gene Ontology annotation, biological process: nuclear-transcribed mRNA catabolic process, deadenylation-dependent decay. Gene Ontology annotation, molecular function: 3'-5'-RNA exonuclease activity. The transcript is spliced from 2 exons.
GAAAAUAGAGAACAUCACGAGAGAAACCAUAGAGGCCCCAAUCAAUUCGAAUUAGUUGCGGUGUUUAAUAAAUUUUCAAGUAAAUAAUAAUAAUAAAAAAUUAAAAAAAAUGAGAAAUUAAUAUAAGGGAUUAUUAUUGAGGGUGAGGAACUAUGACAAAUCCAUGGAGCCUUUUUAAGUGUUGCACAUUGAAAUGUCUAACCUCUUUGCCCUCGGGAGUGUUUUAUGAGUCUUUUCGCAGUUACUCGUUUAAAGCAGUCUUCAACAUGUACGAGGCAUAUUUAAGGCAUACUCAAGGCCACGAUACCUUCAACUUUACCUUUAGGUCAGGCUUGGUAUGUCGAGGCAGAGUUAAAAUUCGAUAGAGAGUUUAAUUUGUCGAGAAAAGUGAGCGAGAGUGUGGAUAGCUUUCUGAGGAGGGUGGACCUUAACAUGUGCAAAGUCCUCGACAAGAGGAGGAGGAAGCUCAAGAGGCGUAGAGGAGAGCCGGAGAGUAUUGAGCACAGGGACAACGUGGGGGAGGGUAACAUUGUGAUGCUCAAGGGAGGUAAAAGAGUAGAGGCGGAUUUGCCCUUUGCGAGACUCAUCGAGGAUCCUCGAGAUCUCUUGCUCGUUGUCUUUCACGAGAAAUACGUCAUUAAAUUUAACGCCCCUUGGAUCACAGAGCUUCAACUCCCUGGGUGCAUUCUCGCAGGCUUUCCCCUCUAUCCAAGCGCGUUCGAGGCCUUAUACACCGACAAGUCCACCUCUAAGUUCAAGUGGUUUAAAAAUGGAAGUAGCAACAAGGAUAAUUCCAAGGGGGAGGACAACUGGGAGAGCAUUGGAGAGGGCUUUCUCUAUGUUCCCCAGGUUGAGGACAUUGGUUGUAGGAUCAAAUUAUCAUGUCUUCCUACUAGUGCAAAUCAAGAGGGACCUGAAGUACAAGUGGAGGGGAAGAGUGUUGUAGAGGCCGGGCCUGGCGUCUGCCCUUUUGAAAUUAGACAAAAAUUUACCACCACUAGAUUGACUGGAAUAUCACAUUUCAGGAUAACCUCGUAUAAUAUAUUAGCAGACACCUAUGCAAACUCUGAUUACUCAAGACAAUAUUUAUUCCCGUACUGUCCAUCCUAUGCUCUAGCUAUGGAUUAUCGAAAGCUGUUGAUUGUUAAAGAGUUAAUAGGGUACAAUUCAGACAUUCUUUGUCUGCAAGAAGUUGAUAAAAAAGUGUACGAGUGUGAUUUGAUGCCUGCCCUUUCCUCUCUCAACUAUAGCGGUACUUUUACCACCAAAGGAGAUACAAGGGAGGGUCUAGCAGUGUUCUACGAUCAAAAUCGUUUCCAAAUGCUUGAUAAAAAGUGCAUCGUUAUGGGCAAGAAUAUUGAAGUGAAUCAAGCUUUUAGUAGGAUUUGGGAUAAGAUACAUAAUGAGAAAGCGAGACAAUGCUUUUUGGAACGAAACACUUCGUUGCUCAUUGUUACAUUACAAUCUAGGAAUAAUCCAUCGGAGAUUUUAAUCAUAGGGAACACCCACUUGUACUUCCAUCCUGAUGCUGAUCAUAUAAGACUGUUGCAGAGCUACUUCGCCUUGACUCAAUGCCAAAGUAUUGUUGAAUAUAAUAACAAAAUUCAUUCAGGUAAACGUGUUUCAUUAAUACUGAGUGGAGAUUUCAACAGCACUCCUGCCGAUGGAAUUUAUGAGCUUGUGACGAAAAAGCAUAUUGGUGGAGAUCACGUCAAUUGGAAAUCAAAUCCCGAGCAGAUAAUCGAGAAUAUUCCCCUCUCUCACACCCUAUCAUUAGCAAGUGCCUGCGGCACCCCAGACUAUACUAAUUUCACCGUUGAUUUUGCUGACUGUCUCGAUUAUAUUUUCUACCAGACGAAUAAUCUACAAGUGACUCAGGUCGUUCCAAUGCCCAGCAAAGAAGAACUAUCAUUACACAAAGCAAUUCCCUCUAUUGUUUUUCCCAGUGAUCACGUAGCUAUCUGUGCUGACCUCACCUGGAUUCAAUAAUUAAUUUUUUUAUUUAUAUUUGGUGGAAAGAAAUAAAAUAUUUCUUACUAGAA